UGACGCUAUGUGUCUGCCUGCUGCGGAUAAUAAUGUUUGCGUUCGCGAGUGACGUAGACCACUAGCCCUUCUUCGGUCUUUCUGCGAGGCGCUUCAUCUUUUGUUUUCUGGUUUCGGUCAAAACGUCCUAAAUUUUCAUUUUUAUUACUUUUCUUUUUUCCUUGUUUGGAGCCCAAACAAUCCUGAAAAACUGAAGUGGCCUCAGUAAAGUUCGUUUUCCCCACCCCACCCUUUGAAAAUUAUUCUUUUGAAGAUUCUUCGUUGUCAAGCCGCCAAAGUGGAGAGUGUGAUUGCAGAAGGGGGUGCUUCUCGUUUCAGAAUUUUUGCACGACUGUCACACAAUCACACGACCAGCUGUUAACCUCACACUCUUGGACGUCAGGCCUGGGAUUCUCGAUCUGGACAGUAGCACUACCGCCCUGCAGGGCCUGAUGUACACUAAUUUAGAAUUAAAAUUGUCAGAUGCGGUCAGGCCCCUAAUUGACUGCAAACGGAGUGCUUCUUCGGGCGGUGGAGGAGGUAGGGGUGCACCUCAGCACUAUCCCAAGACUGUCGGCAACAGCGAGUACCUGGGGAAAGCCCCAGGGCCUAGCGUUCAGAGAUGGACUCCUUCACGAAGCACUAGACGAGAUGUCAACUCCUCCAAUGAUAAAGAACGACACGAUGCAAUCUUUAGGAAAGUCAGGGGCAUAUUAAACAAGCUCACCCCAGAAAAGUUUGACAAGCUAUGCCUUGAGCUCCUGAAUGUGGGCGUAGAUACUAAACUCGUCCUAAAAGCCAUCAUCUUGCUGAUUGUAGACAAAGCCCUUGAAGAGCCCAAGUAUAGCUCGCUAUAUGCUCAGCUAUGUCUGCGCUUGGCAGAAGAUGCACCAAACUUUGAUGGCCCAUCACCAGAGGUCCCGCCAGCUCAAAAGCAAAGCACGACAUUCAGGAGACUUUUAAUUUCUAAGCUUCAAGAUGAAUUCGAAAAUCGUACCAGAAAUGUUGAAAUCUAUGACAAACAUGACAACCCUCUCACAGCUGAUGAAGAGGAGCAGCGUGCGAUUGCCAAGAUCAAGAUGCUGGGCAACAUCAAAUUCAUUGGAGAACUUGGCAAACUUGAUCUUAUCCAUGAAUCUAUCCUUCAUAAGUGCAUCAAAACACUUUUGGAAAAGAAGAAGAGAGUACAACUUAAGGAUAUGGGAGAGGAUUUGGAGUGCCUCUGUCAGAUAAUGAGAACAGUGGGACCUAGAUUAGACCAUGAAAAAGCCAAGUCUUUAAUGGAUCAGUACUUUGCCCGUAUGAAAUCCUUAAUGACACACAAGGAAUUACCAGCAAGGAUUCGUUUCCUGCUGCAGGAUACUUUGGAAUUGCGAGAAAACAAUUGGGUUCCUCGCAAAGCUUUUAUUGAUAAUGGACCAAAGACGAUUAUCCAGAUUCGUCAGGAGGCAGUAAAGGAUUUGGGUGUUUUUAUUCCUGCAAAUAUGUCGCAAGGAAUGAGGACUGACUUCUUUCUGGAGGGACCGUUUAUGGCACCGAGGAUGAAACUUGAUAGAGAAACUCUUGGAGGACUUGCUGAUAUGUUUGGGCAGAUGCCAGGCAGUGGGAUUGGCACUGGUCCAGGAGUUAUUCAGGAUAGGUUUUCACCCACAAUGGGGCGUCAUCGUUCAAACCAACUUUUUAAUGGCCAUGGUGGACACAUUGUGCCUGCUCCUCAGUCCCAGUUUGAAAUGGGGGGGAAAUCUUUUAUGAAAUCAAACCAGGGGCAGAACCAGCAUUAUCAUGCCCAGAACCAGGGACAUCCCUCCCAGCAGCAAGCUCAGUGUAAGGACAUGCAGCCUCGGUUCAUAAAGAAAGGACAGCUGAAUGCAGAUGAGAUCAGUCUAAGACCUGCCCAGUCAUUCCUAAUUAAUAAAAAUCAAGUGCCAAAGUUGCAGCCACAGAUACCAACUAUGAUUCCUCCAAGUGCCCAACCUCCUCGAACACAGACACCACCACUGGGACAGCCACCUCAGCUUGGUCUCAAAACUAACCCACCUCCAAUCCAGGAGAAGCCUGCAAAGAAUAGCAAGAAACCUCCUGCAAAAGAAGAACUUUUUAAAAUGACUGAGACUAUUGUAACAGAGUACCUGAACAGUAAAAUUAUAAAUGAUGCCGUUAAUGGUGUGAGGGAGAUGAAAGCUCCAAAACACUUCCUGCCUGAGAUGUUGAGCAAGAUUAUUAUUUGUUCACUUGAUCGAUCUGACGAUGACAAAGAACAUGCAAGCACUCUGAUCCAUUCCCUCAGACAUGAGGGACUGAUCAGUGGAGAUAACUUCAUGCAGGCCUUCCUAAAUGUUCUGGACCAGUGUCCCAAGUUAGAGGUCGACAUCCCUCUUGUGAAGUCCUACUUGGCCCAGUUUGCAGCCCGUGCUAUUAUUGCUGAGCUUGUGAAUAUAGCUGAGUUGGCCCAGCCUCUGGAGAAUGGCACCCAUUUUCCCCUCUUCCUACUCUGUCUUCAGCAAACUGCCAAGUUGAAGGAUCGGGAGUGGCUCACUGACCUCUUCCAGCAAAGCAAGGUUAACAUGCAGAAGAUGCUGCCAGAGAUUGACCAGAAUAAGGAUCGUAUGUUGGAAAUUUUAGAUGGAAAAGGACUUGGUUUUCUGUUCCCGCUUCUUAAACUGGAGAAGGAAUUAUUGAAGCAAAUCAAGGCAGACCCAUCACCUCAGGCUAUCUAUAAGUGGAUCAAAGAUAACAUUUCACCCAAACUCCACACUGAUAAGGGUUUUGUCAAUAUACUGAUGACCAGCUUUUUGCAGUAUAUUUCCCAUGAGAUGUGUCUAUCUGAGAGAGAUGAGCAAUUAGACACUCCUUCAAAAGAGCAAUUGGAACAGGAGAAACAGCUGCUUCUUGUCUUCAAGCCAGUAAUGCAGAAGUUUCUGCAUGAUCAUGUAGAUCUGCAGGUCAGUGCACUGUAUGCACUACAAGUUCACUGCAGCAACAGCAGUUUUCCAAAAGGCAUGUUGCUACGCUAUUUUGUCCACUUCUACGACAUGGAGAUAAUCGAAGAAGAAGCCUUCCUUGCUUGGAAAGAAGAUAUUUCUCAAGAGUUUCCUGGAAAGGGCAAAGCAUUAUUCCAGGUGAACCAGUGGCUAACCUGGCUGGAAACUGCAGAGGAAGAAGAAUCUGAUGAUGAUGCUGAUUGAUGAACCAGCCAAAGCCUUAAACAGUGCAGAUAUACUAUUGCUAUGAUGUAACUUUUUUGUUUUUCAAUGUAACCACUGCACAAAUUCAUUCCUCUGUAAAGUUGUUUGCAGUAUUUAAAACGGAAACAUGGCAGUAGACUGGUUUCUGCCCCAAGGUUUUUUUUUGUUUUUUUUAGUGUAAUGUCUUAAACAUAGUGUACCAUCUAAGGUAUUAGAAAACCUUCAAUGUGUAGAACACUUUAUAAUGUAUUAGCAGCAUGCAAUAACUGCAUCUUAUGUUCUAUGUAGUGGCAGUAGAUUGCAAGGACCUAUUUUGCUGCCAUAUUCUACAUCAGCUUUCUGAGUUAACUGAAUAGCAACACUGUAGAAAUGCACUUUGCUCGGUGUAAUACUUGAGUCGUUGCAAUAUUCUGAUUUUUAUCCCUCGAUUGUAACAAAGAAUCCCAAACUAAUCAUUGGUUUGCUGCCGUAACAUUUUAAUUGGUUAUUGCCUGUAUUUCUACCUCCUAGUAAUGGGCUUUGUUAUGUGCUGGGUUUGAAUAUCCUCAAGUCCUAAAAACAAAAAAAGCCUGGGCAAGUGCACAAGUCUUUAAUGAAAACCUGGUUUACUUGCACAAUCAGAAUGUGAGAUUUAAGGGUAUUUUACUGAAGUGCUUGUUGUGGAUGUAUGGAAACCUUUGUUCGUGAGAAAUUCAACUUUUACAUUGGACCCCUUUUGUUAUAGUAUUGGAAAUUAAGCCUCCUUAAUUUAUCAAGUCGUGUUCACAUGCCCUGCUAUUUUUUUUAUACCUGUAUCUAUCAAACAUUGAUACUUGAAUUUUUUAUUAUUUUUUUCCUACUGCAUGUUCAGGGACUACUGAAAUAAAUCUGCCCAUAAAUUCAGAUGGACAGCUUAUAAUCUGACCUAGAAAGAUGUGUAUCUAAUAAAGUGAAUUUUAAACUUGUCUUAACUCAAUUGGUGAAAUAAAGUUAACUGUCGAGACUAACUGAUUUGGGUAUUGAUUUGUUCUCUUUUAUAAGCGGUUUGUCUGAAUUUGACAUCUUAGGGAUGUAGCUGGAUAUCAUUCUACCAGUAAACGUAAGUCUGUGCAUAUUUUCUACAUUUUAAUUAAAUUUUUUUGGUAAUUUAGAUCAUGAAAUAUGUUUGGGUAGAUGUUGUCCCUGAACAUAACAAAAUUUAAUGUGCUUUUUAAUAUACCUAAAUCUAUACAUUGACCUCCAAAUGUUAUCCUUUUUAAAGUGUUAUGGUAGGUUACAGGUAUUUGUAAAGAGAAAAUUGUGUACCACUAUUGCUUCACCUGCAGUAUAUAGUUAAACACUGUUAAUGGUAUUGCUGAAAUGACAAAUUAUAUUCUAAGCCAGUUUUCAUUUUUACUGUAUAAUGCUUAUUGGUACAAUAAUGUUAACAUUGUAUGUAAACUUUUAGAACUAAGUACUGGUGAGGUUUCGAAGAGGCUUUUUGGGGAACUGUCAUUUCAAUCUUAGCCAUAUGCUGUUACUUUCCUUAUACAAAACAAUUGCCAUUGCCUUUGUAUGUGUAACUGGCUGCUGUGGAAUUAAUAAAAUGCAAGAAAUACAUUCA
Messenger RNA from Polyodon spathula (Mississippi paddlefish), 4746 nucleotides. Its product is annotated as eukaryotic translation initiation factor 4 gamma 2-like. The record is from RefSeq and is a predicted model, not a curated record. Gene Ontology annotation, cellular component: eukaryotic translation initiation factor 4F complex. The transcript is spliced from 23 exons. Bases 432 to 3164 code for a protein of 910 amino acids. Lineage: Eukaryota; Metazoa; Chordata; Actinopteri; Acipenseriformes; Polyodontidae. Gene Ontology annotation, molecular function: protein binding; mRNA binding; translation initiation factor activity.